Anolis sagrei ordinatus is the source of this 1808-nucleotide messenger RNA. It is a transcript of the gene MIMS1, whose product is annotated as family with sequence similarity 210 member A. The record is from RefSeq and is a predicted model, not a curated record. Gene Ontology annotation, cellular component: mitochondrion. Lineage: Eukaryota; Metazoa; Chordata; Lepidosauria; Squamata; Anolidae.
GAGCAUGCGCACUUCCGGCCGGAAUGGGCGGAGAAGGCUGGGCGGGCAAAUGGCGCCUCGCUCGUGGGAAGGGAAGGAGGGGGCCAGAGAGAGAAGCGCCUAGAGCGUCUGACCCUGAGGGAUGUGGCCCUCUGCGAGAGAUCAGAAGUACAAUGAGUUGAUCACAUCACAGCAGUGUAAUAAAAAGGAUAAUUGCUGUGAAAAUCUUUCAUUUCCUAGAGCAUUGUAAAAGGAGUCAUAUAAAGUAUCUUCAAUAUGUUGUUGCCCUCAACCAAAAUGCAGAGAUCACUACAGCUGGCGUACAGGACAUCUUUGGUAUCCCAUCGCACUUGCAUGUUUCCAUGCUUGAAAGGACAACCCUCCUUGCUCAUUAAAAGACAAAAAAUGGUUUCAGUGCCUCUGCAGAUCCAACGCCAGUGUCUUCAUGAAUCUGCUGCUGUUUGCAUUUCCAAGGAACGGGAAUUUGUGGGCAGGGGGGCACCACAACCAGAAGACCCUCGUGAUAAAGAACUGAAGAGAGAGACUUCUACCCCACCAACUGAAAACGUAGCUCAGGGAGCACCUGUAGAACCAAAUCCUGUGGAGAUUGAUCCCUUGCAAGAUAAAUCAAUUAGCCUUGUGCAGAGGUUCAAAAGAACUUUUAAACAGUAUGGCAAAGUUCUUAUUCCAGUCCAUCUUCUGACUUCCAGCCUAUGGUUUGGAGCCUUUUACUAUGCAGCUUUAAAAGGAGUGAAUCUCGUUCCUUUCCUUGAAUUCAUAGGGUUGCCUGAAAGCGUUGUAAAUAUUCUAAAGCAUUCUCAAAGUGGAAAUGCAUUAACUGCAUAUGCAAUGUACAAGAUUGCAACUCCAGCCAGAUACACGGUGACAUUGGGAGGGACAUCUAUCACAGUGAAGUAUCUCCGUAAGAACGACUACAUGUCCACACCGCCUCCGGUCAAGGACUAUAUCCAGGAUCGAAUGGAAGAAACAAAAGAGCGACUAUCAGGGAAAAUGGGGGAAACCAGAGACAUGAUUAGUGGCAAAAUGGAAGAAACAAAGGAGCGACUCACGGGGAAGAUGGAGGAAACAAAAGAGAGAAUAACAGAAAAAAUACAAGAAACCAAAGAUAAGGUUUCAUUUAUUAAAAAGAAAGAAUAGGAAAAUUAGAUGCCAUGAAUGGGGAAACCUAAGCACUCGUAACCUGAAAUAUAUGCUCAUGCUGCUUUUUGUUUGUGCUUUGAUUUAAAUAUUUUGAUUGGCUAGAAAGUGCCAAUAAUCUAAAACUGUUGGUAUUACAUACGAAAUUACACCUUCGCAAAGUUAUCACUUUAUUGUCUAGGAAUAGGAUGUGAUAACUCCAAAGUAGCUUUUCAUAGAGAGAAACACCAGAAUGGCUUCCCUUGCCAUCAGUUCCAUCUAGAUCUGUGUAGAUCAGGAGGUGACUUGAACUGAUUUCUCGAACUCUCAUCACACAGAAGCAAAGUAUCAAAAGCUGUCAUGUUAAAUAUACAAUGUUUUGAUCUGGUGUCAAUUUUUGUUAAUAACUGAAUGUGAUCUUCCUAGAAUAUUAUAAAACAUAUAUUCUAUUCCAUAUUUCUUAUUGUGAAAAGGUUGAUUCAAAAUGAUAUGUGAGAAAGAUUGAAUAAAAUAGUACUGAACUGAAUUGCAUGUUUAUAUGCAAAGUUGGUACUGAUUUUUCCAUAAUUAGGCUACAGUGAGUCCUGAAUUUCAUACCCCCACCAAUAAAGCUUUUUGAAAAGAUAAAUUCAUCUCCCUCUCGCUCGUUCUCUGCUUAAGGAACAACUGUUUACAUUUCCAUAGCAAUAUUU